AAGUUCUUUGGCAAUAUAUAUUAAACCUAAAAAUGCUCUUAAAUUCGAUUUAAUUCAUCCUCCACGAUCUGAUCGCGUAAAUUCUUCUAUUAUUAAUCUUAAACAUGUUGCAAUGAUCGCUAGUUGGGUGGAUCGUAAACCUCAAGGCUACAGUUUUGAUGGUCAGGAUAAACCUAUACUUAGCAGGGUUCGAGCGAAUCAUAUUGAUAAUGCUAUUUAUAUUUAUCCAAGUUAUGGUCCUCAAUGGGGUCAAAAUGAUUUGAAAACUUGGGGAAGUUUUAAUGCAGAUUGUUGUCAGUGUCUACGUCAAAGAUAUGAAUUCCCAAUUAGAUCGAGUCCUGAUGUGUUUUCAGCUGAAGAAUUUGAG
Molecule: messenger RNA, 367 nt
Organism: Racocetra persica
Lineage: Eukaryota; Fungi; Glomeromycota; Glomeromycetes; Diversisporales; Gigasporaceae
Source: the annotation of a GenBank genome assembly